This is a messenger RNA of Stylophora pistillata, 791 nucleotides long. RefSeq lists its product as uncharacterized. The record is from RefSeq and is a predicted model, not a curated record. Lineage: Eukaryota; Metazoa; Cnidaria; Anthozoa; Scleractinia; Pocilloporidae.
UCAGACGGUUUCCUCCUUUGAGCGCAGCCCACCAACUGGUUUGGAAAUUACUGGAGUGAUGCAAAUGGCUACUGUACCGAGGAGAAGAAUUGCCGUCCGUUUUUCGGUGGUCCCUAUUCCAUUGAUUGAGAGAGCAUUCCCAGAGCUUGGAGGGGAAAAUCCGCUCACCUCAGUUCUUCGGCCCUUUCCUCUUUUCUCACUGUCAUUGCAGCACAUCGCCUUGAAUGUCCCUUCCAGGAGGAGAGAUGAAGGUACCUUCAUCCUUAGUCAAUCAACCUUUACUCCCCGAAAGAUUCAGGACGUUAUCCGGCCUAUAUGCCUUCCAUCACCUCCAAGUGUCCUACCCGUGAACUCCCCUGAGGCCAUCUCUUUCCAACUUCGGGAGGACACCGACCAAAAAACGGAAAACACUAGAGUGUCAGUCAUUCCCACCACACCACUCAAGCUCGAGCCUCCGUCUUCGGAACGACACAAAGAUAUGUCAUAUCAACCGCAAUCCACCUCAAGCGUACAAUUUGUUGACGCCAUCGCUAGCUCACCAGAAACUUCCUCCCCUUCUUCUUCCCUUUCUAUGCUGAAAGUUGACUUUUCUACUAUUGAUGAGGAAGACGAGAAGGAUGGUGCCAGUGGAGUCAUGGGAGUCGCUGAAUACAGCAAGAAAAAAAAAAGCCGUUCCAAAAGAUUACUUACUUUGGUGGCGAAGUUUUUUCGUUUUGGCUGUUGCAGGAAGAGGCAGCGUGAAGAGAAAUGAGGAGAAAACGAUGUUUAUUUGUUUGUCCGUUGCUGUUUUU